CUGAAGAAAAGGAGAGAACAGAAGCGACGAUAAGAACAAGACACUGUUAUCGUAUGGAUACAGUAAUUGUACGGCCCUCUUUCUGACGUCAUCCCCCGCACGGUCAGCAAACCAUCGCCGACAAAUAAAACCACUGAUUCACGGCGCUUAAUUGAUACGUACUGGCCUCCUCUCUCUUCUUACUCUCAUAUUCUCAAUUCCUUUGCUCCAUAGGCCAAAAUGGAGCCAUGGCAGCGAAACAUUCGCAGGAUGCACCAAGUCAGCGAGGUGCUCGACCUUGACCCUCAAAAGUCCGACAUGAUCGCCGAUUUCGUCGCACUCAUCCAAGCAAUCCGCGAAGGGCUUACACAAAUUGACGAUGAUUCCUAUAUACCCGAUUCGCAGAUCAAUAUGCUCUUCUUGACAAAGCUCAAGGAAUGUCCUGAUUGGAGUGACUGGGCAUCUGCCAUGCUGCGAGAUGGUCGGAUGUGCUCCUCCAAUCCUGCAGAGCAGGUGACCUUUCAGGAGCUGGCCCAAUUGGCCAUGGAGCAAGAGAAAAUCCGUCAGCAGCGGGGAAGGAGUGCAUGGGGUGGUGAUCAUGGUGCUGCCAAGAGAGGGUUUGCAUCGCCAUUGAAGGUUCCGGAAAAUCCUCGCGCUCUCACUCAGGACGAGAUCAACGCAUUCGUUGUCAAACAGAUGCAUAAGGAUGAGGCAUUCCGUAAUCGCAGUGGAAGUAUCCGAGGACAUGCUAAGCGGCCCAGUCAGGAGGAAAUCAAUGACUACGUGGUCGAACAGAUGCGUCGAGAACGGGAGCAAGCUACAAGGAAUCGAAGUUACAGUCAACCAAUGCAGGGAGGGCCUGUUCACCGACCGGUGCAGAUGCGUUGCACCUUCUGUGGUGAUAGAAAUCACCAGCUUUCAAACUGCUGGCGGAGAUGGAGAGUUGCUGUGGAAGCUCCAAGUGGGAACUACUUGCCUAAACGUGUCGAGUACAGGACUGAAUUUCCGGGACAACCACCCAUGUAUCGCACGGGGUUUACGCUUUUUUAGGCCCGUAUGAGACAAGUUAGUGAUUUUUGAUCGAGGUUACGAUUUUACUCUCGUUUAUCAGCGACUGGAGUUUAUUCAAGAGCAUGGAGUUUGGAGCCUUUUAGCAUCAUGUUCCCCUAUGUUGAAUAUUUGGAGCGAUGAUUUUUGUGCUUGAGCGACAUACAUGUAGGAUUCCCAUACAUACUUCGCGGUUGUUACAACU
Molecule: messenger RNA, 1231 nt
Organism: Aspergillus vadensis CBS 113365
Lineage: Eukaryota; Fungi; Ascomycota; Eurotiomycetes; Eurotiales; Aspergillaceae
Exons: 1
Coding region: 220-1029 (269 amino acids)
Source: RefSeq, a predicted model, not a curated record